Anopheles merus is the source of this 1148-nucleotide messenger RNA. Its product is annotated as leucine-rich repeat-containing protein 57. Lineage: Eukaryota; Metazoa; Arthropoda; Insecta; Diptera; Culicidae. The record is from RefSeq and is a predicted model, not a curated record. The coding region runs from base 130 to 846 and encodes 238 amino acids. The transcript has a single exon. Gene Ontology annotation, molecular function: protein binding.
UCAAAAAACAUUCGACGAAAAUAACAACAAAUCAUUUUCCAUACAAAAUUUUAUUUAUCCCGAACCUCGUAGAAAAUCGUAGAAAAUUUCCACUUAACAAUCCGCGUACGCCAUACGCCACGCCACAAAAUGGGAAACAAACAGGUGAAGCAACACUUUGAGACUGCGAAGAAAACGGGCGUGCUGAAGAUCUCCCUCCUGCGGCUGGACGAAUUUCCCUCCGCGCUGAAAACAUUCCCCAACGUACUGAAAACGCUGGACAUAUCGGAAAAUCGAUUCACGGUGCUGCCCGAAGACAUAGCCAAAUUUACGCUCCUCAAGCAUCUGAACGCGAGUGGAAACAAAAUCGCCAUCGUUCCCGAAUGUAUCGGCGUGCUGGUCAAGCUGGAAACACUCAACAUGAUGAACAAUCUGCUGACGUCCGUACCGCGCAGUUUGGCCAGCUGCACCCAUCUGAAGCAGGUGAUCCUUAGCAACAACCAGAUCACCGCGUUCCCGGUAGUGUUCUGUGAGCUGAAGCAGCUGGACCUGCUGGACCUAUCGCGGAACAAAAUCACGGAGGUUCCGCCGGAGGUGAAAUCGUUGCAGGUUACCGAGUUAAACUUGAACCAAAACCAAAUCACCAUCGUCGCGGAAGAGAUUGCCGACUGUGGGAAGCUCAAGACGCUCCGGCUGGAGGAGAACUGUCUCCAGAUAGCGGCCAUACAUCCGAGGAUUUUGAUCGAGUCGAAAGUGUGCAAUCUGUGCGUGGAUGGGAAUCUGUUCAACUCGAAACAGUUCACCGAAGUGCAGGGAUACGACGCGUACAUGGAACGGUACACGGCGGUGAGGAAAAAGAUUUCCUAGACGAUUCCUUCGUCCCACCGGAAACCAUCCCUAAUUUUCCGAGGCAGUUUACAGGCCCUGUGGCACACGUGUUUGGAUGUAACUUUAUUUGAAACCCCCUAUCACCGUCUAUCACGCAUCUUUUUAUCGAAAUUCAGACAACGACAAUGCAGUGUACGUGUACGACCACAUCGCUUGUGUUGAUAGAUCUAUUUAGUCGCUAAGACAUGGUUGACGUACUCGGCGGAUAGCCGGAAGUAAAACCAAUAUUUUGUUAUCGUUUGCAUAUUUUGAAAUAAAUUGUACGUUUUAAAGCAUCGAAA